Messenger RNA from Tigriopus californicus, 1466 nucleotides. RefSeq names its product calcium/manganese antiporter SLC30A10-like (gene ZnT77C). The record is from RefSeq and is a predicted model, not a curated record. The transcript has 7 exons. Gene Ontology annotation, cellular component: membrane. NCBI's taxonomy places the organism in Eukaryota, Metazoa, Arthropoda, Copepoda, Harpacticoida, Harpacticidae. Gene Ontology annotation, biological process: zinc ion transmembrane transport; detoxification of zinc ion; intracellular zinc ion homeostasis. Gene Ontology annotation, molecular function: zinc ion transmembrane transporter activity. Bases 246 to 1316 code for a protein of 356 amino acids.
GGCUACAGAAAGCUAGGGACAAAAAAAAGCACUCAUCAAUCGUGCGUUAUUGUCCGUAGUGAGGGGGGGGUAUUGCCCAACAUGAACAAUUAGGAUCAUUUCAAUUUCACUCGGGGUCCAGAAGUGUCAUGUAGUUUUAUCUUCUAUUCCCUCGGUCCAACUUUAUCUCAUUUGAGACGAACAUGAGCGGAUGAUAGUAUUGUUGUCGCCCAGAAGCCCAAACACAUUCUUUUCUUAGUGCCAAGAUGGAAGACGCUUCGAAGUUGAUAAUAUGCGCCCUUUUGACGCUAAUACUCCUCAUUAGUGAGUUGGUAAUCGGCCAGUUUUCGCACUGUCUCACACUCCAAGCAGUCACAAACCAGUCGUUGUACAACCUCCUGACCCUGACCUCGGCUAUUGUGGCACUAAAGCUGGAAGGUCGGAGCCCAAGACUGGACUUGAGAAGCUCGUUUGGUUGGGCCCGUUUAGAGGUUGUGGGAUCCCUUUCGAGCCUCGUGUUCCUGGCAUCUUUGAGUUUCUUCACUGGGAUCGAAUGUCUCCAAACCUUGUUCCAUAAUGAUCACUUGGAUGCCAUGCACCAGUCAUUCUCGGUGUUCAGUCUCGUAGUGAUCCAUUUCUUGAUUUGGAUGGUGGUGUUUUGUUUGAUUGGCGGCUAUUCCUUCCAACAAUCCAAGAUUAUGGAGAGCUCAACCGGCGGAAUUCAACUCACAUCCGGUCAGCGAAACGCGAAUCACUCGACGAGCGGCAAAUUUCGCGGUAUUUUUCACGUCCCCUCGCGCAACAUUUUCCGCGACUUGGCGGGUUGUGUCAUCUUGAUCUUGCUCUCCGGAGGCGUGUUCUUUUUUGAGAACAAUCUCAAUCAGAAAGUCAAGUAUAUCGAUCCAUGCCUCAGUCUACUGUCCUUGGGCGCCCUUCUCGUUUCUAGUUAUCCGAUUGCCAAAGAAGCCGGAUUGAUCUUGCUCCAAACCAUUCCCGACAAGAUUGACGUGAACGAGUUGCGAGCCGAACUCUUCCGCAACUUUCCCGCCAUUCUGAACAUUCACGACAUGCACAUCUGGUGUUUGGUUCCAACCAAUAUCGUCGUGACCAUGCACGUCAUUUUCCAAAAUCAAGAGAGCUACAAUAACGCCAUCGUAGAUAUUAAGAGCCAUUUGACGGAGCGAGGAAUCUCGAAGUUUACCAUUCAACCCGAAAUGGCCUCGGGCACGCCCGAGGACCCCGAGGUAAUGAUCACAGAGCAUUUGUGCCUGCUCGAUUGUGCGCCCACUUGCAGAGGACGAAUCCGGCCGAAGUGUCAUAAACCACUUGUGAAAUGAACCAAGUAAGCCCUUGGCGGAGAGGGCUGCAAUAGCGACAACCACGACUGAACAACACGUACGGGCAAUCUGAAUGAAUUCUUAUAUUGAGUUAAAUGUUCAAUGUUCCGCCAUUCAAUGCAACUGGAACAAAUAUACAGUACAAGAUCA